Molecule: messenger RNA, 1317 nt
Organism: Exophiala viscosa
Lineage: Eukaryota; Fungi; Ascomycota; Eurotiomycetes; Chaetothyriales; Herpotrichiellaceae
Exons: 1
Coding region: 150-1205 (351 amino acids)
Source: RefSeq, a predicted model, not a curated record
GACGGCACAAAGAACGGGAGGCUUGCAUUAGCUUUCAUGAUCUUCAACAACACCCACAAGUAUACCAGGAAUUGAUCGUAUGCGGCAAGUCGACACGCCAACACGUUCGCAUCCUUCAACCACAUAUUGGUCCCUGCACGGCCCGGGCCAUGGUGCUGCUCACCUCCUCGGCCGUGUCGGUAGCCGUGUCUAGCGGAGUCGUUUGCAUUUUCACCUUCUUGCUAUUCUUGUCUGGAUAUGCCCUUCAACAGCAAACCGUCAAGUCAUUACAAGAAGCCAUGAGACGACCACCUGAGCCAAAACCGGUACCGACCCUCCCACCUCAAUUUCGGAAACCUGUCAACGAUACAGUAGCAGUCCCUGGCGAGCCGGCUCAUAGAGAACCAAAGACAGGGUUGACGGUCGCCCAAGCAAUAGAGAGUCUUGAGCGUCUGGAUGGAUCUGUUCAAGUUCCGGUGGUACUUCAAGAUGAUCGUCCACCACCCAAAAUGCAAGGCCCUUCCGAAGCGGCAGAAAUAGAUACAGAGCAAAUUCCUGAGAAAAUACUUCAACGCCUAGCAUACAUGUUCACACUGCUUGAGCCUUCAGAUUUAUGCUCCACGCUUCUUUUUGUGAAAGAGCAGCGUCGUUCCUCACGAUUAUCGACUGAAGCUUCGAUCAUCCUCCUUUAUCCCGUGACCUGGGAGAGCCAAAUCUCGGCACUGCAUAUGUCCACGUUGAGGUUCAUGCGAGAGCUUGGGGAACUGCACAACCUGGUUUAUCAUCCUGUCCAGGUAAACGGUGCCCGGGACAUGAGAGCACAACUACUUGGAGAGCUCCAGUGGCAUCGAUGGGAGUACGAUCAAGCCCUCUACCUUCGAUCCCCAGGCAUUAUCCUCGACAGCAACGCUCUGGAUAAUGCCCUCGCUUUCCCAGCGUCGAGGAAGACUUGGGCUCCGGUAGAUCCAUCCACCGGGGACGACCCAGAGCUUCUUCUUUGGACGCCGGACGGACUUCAAAGCCCGAGACGAAAGAUGAGAAGACUUGUGGCGGUAGUCGAUGCGUAUGAGGACAAGGAGCAUCAUGAAGAUGCUGCGUAUGUGUUGAUCGACCGUGACGAUCUGCAUGAUGCUGAACAUGGUGUGAUGACAUCUCGGAGUCUGAUUCAACAAUUGGAGAAGGGAAGGAAGAGAGUGUGUGCCGGUAGCGGUAUACUCGAAGUAUGAUCAUCAGUGAAAUUUUCAGCAUAGCAAGCGGCCGGUCAGCGAAAAGUGUUCAUAGACAUGCAUUGUACAAUAUGGAUAUCAGAGGUCCUCCUCCGUCUGCCUUUCGUUCGGU